Molecule: messenger RNA, 1341 nt
Organism: Exophiala bonariae
Lineage: Eukaryota; Fungi; Ascomycota; Eurotiomycetes; Chaetothyriales; Herpotrichiellaceae
Exons: 4
Coding region: 1-1341 (446 amino acids)
Biological process (GO): transmembrane transport
Cellular component (GO): membrane
Molecular function (GO): transmembrane transporter activity
Source: RefSeq, a predicted model, not a curated record
AUGGCCGACGACAAAUUCGAUCAUGUGGACGUCGUCCGCGACCAUGAUGUCCUCGGUGAUAAAGCUACCAUGACUCGUGAAGAUGUCAUGCACUUUGGAGCUCUCACUCCCGAGGAGCUUGAGAUCGAGAAGAAGCUGCAACGCAAGAUCGAUAUGAGAAUAAUGCCAAUGGUCGUUCUGGUCUAUUUGAUGAACUAUAUCGAUCGAAACAACUAUGCUGCGGCACGAUUACAGGGCCUUGAGGAAGAUCUUGGCUUGAAGGGAGAUCAGUAUCAACUCGGCGUUCUCUUUUAUCUGUCCAAAUGGUAUACAAAGAAAGAACUCAACCUACGGAUGUCCAUCUUUUAUUCAGGCUCUUUGAUUAGUGGAGCUUUUGGUAACCUGAUUGCUGCUGGUAUUCUGAAGGGUCUUGCCGGUAAACGUGGAAUCUCUGCCUGGCAAUGGCUCUACAUUAUCGAAGGAGUCAUCACCAUCGCCAUUGGCAUUCUGAUCAUGUUUGUCCUUCCUGAUUUCCCAGACACCUGGAAAUCCCUCUCGCCCGAAAUGAAGCACGUUGCCAACCGACGUUUGGCGAUCGAGGCAGCCGAGGCCGACGUUGACGAGGCAGGCGCCAUGUCACAAGUCCGGGGUCUUAAAUUGGCGCUAACAGACUCGAGUACCUAUAUGCUCGCGAUCGCAUAUAUGGCUAUCACCGGAGCUGCUGGGUUCCAGAACUUCUUCCCCACUCUGACUGGUACUCUUGGCUACUCGCGUAUUAUCUCCCUCCUUCUCUGCGCGCCGCCUUACGUCUUUAUCUUCUUCUACUCAUUCAUCCACUCUGUGAUCUCCGAUCGCAUGGGCAACCGCUUCUGGUUCUUCAUGUAUCCCAUUCCGGUCACGAUCGUUGGCUGGGUGAUCUUCAUGACGACCGACAGCUUCGGCCCGCGCUACUUUUCCUUGUUCCUGAUGGUGUUCAUUUUCGCCAUGAACGGAACCUGUUACGCAUGGAUCGCUGGUGCAAUUCCGCGUCCCCCGGCUAAACGCGCUGCAGCAUACGCCUUCAUCAACUCCAUUGGUAACUCCGCUAGUAUCUGGACUCCAUUCACCUACCGUACCCAGGACAAGCCGCACUACCGUUUGGCCUUGGGUAUCUGUAUCGGACUUCAAGUUGUUGCUGCUUCAAUGGGUCUCGCUAUGCGCAUCAAGCUCACUCGCCAGAACAAGCGUCUCGAGCGUCUAGAGGAUGAAGAUCAACCACUCAGCGAGCGCGAUCUCAAGAAACUGCAAAAGACCGCCGAGAUCGAGGGUAUCGAUGUCGCCGCCGCUAGGAGACUGCAGAAGGGUUAUCGCUACAUGAUCUAG